UUCCCAAAAUGCAGCAGAACAUGGGCUAUGGACAGCAUCCAGUUUUUUGGAUCAACCAGCAUGAAAGGCCUACAAUUCUGACCCAUCCAUCCAUGCACCCACCACCUCCAUUUCCAAAUUUCAAGAGAAAGCAACGCAAAGAUGGAACUUGUGUCUGUCUUUUGAUCAUUUUCCUUCUGGUACUGUUGGCUUUAACAGGAGUUGGAUUGGGUACUUAUAAAAUCCUUGAACUGCAGAAGGAGCUGGACCACGUGAAAGAGUUUUCCAGUGAUGUAGAACUAGUCCCUUCCUCUGAAAAGUUAAUAGGGCUGAAUAAAAAUUCAGAGAAAAAAGUAGGCAGACAGGCUGCACAUGUGACAGGAAAAGAAAGCAAAAAUUUGCCCUUAGUUUGGGAGGACAAAACAGGGCGUGCAUUUACUGCUGGCAUCGCAUACAAAGACAGAGGACUAGUGGUGAAUGAAACAGGCCUUCACUUUGUCUAUUCCUCUAUUUACUUCCGGGGCACAGACUGUCCUACAAAAGACUUGACUCAUAUUGUCUACAAGAAGCCUUUACGGUAUCCAGCUGAGAUGAGACUCAUGGAAAACAAAGAGUAUCAAACUUGUAUCCCCCGUGUAAUAUGGGGAAGACACAGUUAUCUAGGAGCAGUAUUCAACCUCACUAGUUAUGAUGUAUUAUAUGUCAAUGUUUCCAAUGCCAAUUUAAUCAGCUUUGAUGAAACAAAGACAUUUUUUGGAAUUUAUAAACUAUGAGACUGUCUGAAAGUGUCACAGAUCUUGCAACACAAAUUUCCUCCAGGUGGUAGAUGUACGUCACUACCAUCAAGGUUGCUAUAUCAAAAAGACUUGUACUGGUUUCCGUGUUUUAAUGGAUAUGAAUGACAUUUCCCAUUCUGAAAUCAAGAAAAUAUGAAAAUACAUCAAUUAAAUUUUUCACUUUUUUACGGACAAACAGAAUAUGGGUUAUCAGACGAGACUUGUUAAAUUGACAUUAGACGAUGGAUUUUGCAUUUUAAUGACUAUAAAUGCCUCUUCUUUCUGUUGUACUGGAGGAACAAAGAAAAUAACAUACAGUAUGGAUUAAAAAAAUGGCAUUUACGAUACUUCAAGAAUCCUCAUCUACAGUAAGAGAUUUGCUUACAAUGCAAAACUUUGGCAAAUACAGGUGUGAUGGGAGAAUGACAGAUUUCUGGAUGAUGUAGAUGCAGAAAGACCUUAAGCACUAAAUGUGUUCUGCAGAAAUCACCAUGGAAGAAUUUCUAUGUUGAUCUAGGUAUUCAGAAGAGCAAUGGUACUACCAGAAUUUUGGUACUAAAACAGAACGUACCAGUAUUGUAAUGGCCUGGAUCAUUUCAUAUCAAUAUUUCACAUAGUAUUCCCAGUGCUGAGAAAAUAAAAUAUGAGCGCAGUUAAGGCAAAUUCAUUCUGACUAUGCACAUGUACAGUAUACACUCUGAAACUAGCAAAAGCUAUGAACAGAUAUGGUAUCCCCAAAUGGAAGUAAAGUUUUGUUUAGUGUCUUCCUCACACCAACUUUGGACCAGACCACAAGGGUACAGAGGAAAUCCCCAAUGGGCCCCACUGCCUGAGGGCCCCACCCUUUCCUCUAAUAUCAGGUUUCAGAAUGUGAUCUCAAAUUAUAUAGUGUUAUUCUAUUAGAUGGUCAGUUACACUGGGGCAGAUGUAUUAACCUGGAGAAGGGAUAAAGCAGUGAUAAGUGCAAGUUGAUAAUGCAACAGCCUGUCAUUAUGAAUUUGAAAAAUGACAGUUAGGAGCUGACUGGCUGGUGAGUUAUCACCUUGUACUUAUCACUGCUUUAUCACUGCUUUAUCACUUCUCCAGGCUUAAUACAUCUGCCC
Messenger RNA from Pseudophryne corroboree (corroboree frog), 1858 nucleotides. RefSeq names its product Fas ligand (gene FASLG). Bases 9 to 752 code for a protein of 247 amino acids. Gene Ontology annotation, biological process: positive regulation of canonical NF-kappaB signal transduction; immune response; extrinsic apoptotic signaling pathway via death domain receptors. NCBI's taxonomy places the organism in Eukaryota, Metazoa, Chordata, Amphibia, Anura, Myobatrachidae. Gene Ontology annotation, molecular function: tumor necrosis factor receptor binding. The record is from RefSeq and is a predicted model, not a curated record. Gene Ontology annotation, cellular component: membrane. The transcript has 4 exons.